AUGCCAUCCUCCGGAUCUUCACCCGCCGCCGGGGACCUCCCCUUGGGCCCCGUCCGGCGGCACAUUACCACCCAUGAUGCCAACGGCCGCGCCGUAUUCUCGGACGCCUUCCCCGUCGAAGUGACGGCGGAUGCUCUGCCCAAUAUGUUCUUCCACACCUGCUACACGACCUCUGAGUCGCCCGUCAGCAUGGGGGACGACAAGGAUCUGGCCGCCUACGCCCCGCACCACCCGCGCAUGCCGACGCUGCACCUGCCCUCGGGUUCCGUGCUGCGCGUUGUAGACUUUGGCCCGAACACGGAGCCCAUGAUGCACCGCACCGAGUCGUGCGACUACGGCAUCGUGCUCAAGGGCGAGGUCGAGUGCCACCUCGACGAUGGCAAUGUGAGGAAGUUGAGCGAGGGCGAGAUCAUGAUCCAGCGGGGCACGAUGCACGGGUGGAAGAACGCGACGGAUAAGUGGGCGCGGGUUGUGUUCUGCCUGCAACCGGCGGAGCCGGUCAAGGUUGCCGGCCAGGUUAUGGAGGAUGACAUUCCGUUUAUCAAGCUGUCACCGGAAAGGCAGGCGGAUUUUGAGAAGUUCAAGGCCGAGCAGGCGAUGAAGAAGGCGGCGAAGAUGUGA
Colletotrichum spaethianum is the source of this 621-nucleotide messenger RNA. RefSeq lists its product as uncharacterized. NCBI's taxonomy places the organism in Eukaryota, Fungi, Ascomycota, Sordariomycetes, Glomerellales, Glomerellaceae. The record is from RefSeq and is a predicted model, not a curated record. Bases 1 to 621 code for a protein of 206 amino acids. The transcript has a single exon.